GGUUCAUAGCAGCCAUUUUGAGAAUGCGUUGCGGGAGCCAUGUUUUGUCAAGGAAUAGAAACCAUCGAAAAUGAUCACAUUUCUGUUUGUUUCACCCUCCGUCGCCAAUAUUUCACCAAGAAAACAGUCAACCGACGGGACAUUAGCAAAGCGGGGUAUCAAAACUGUGUUUACAGUUUUAAAACAUCAUUGAUAAGAGACUGGAUAAAAGUCUGUGUUUACUGUCUGUCACUGUAAAGACUUGUAACCGUGAGUUUUUUCAAACUAAUGCAAUCCUUCAUCAUCUCACAAUCCAACGUCUCCUUGAGUGACUGAAUGCAACUCACUCUCGUUUCGGGAGAAAGGCAAUUUCGUUUCCAUGGCUUUCGCGAGCCUUUCCUCCAAUCCCCCAAACCCCGUUCUUCACAAAAACAUGACAGACUCUGAACUUGCAGGGGAUGAAAGGGAGGAUGGGGAACUAGAAGAUGGAGAAAUAGACGAUGAAGGGAUAGGCAUUGAAGAGGAAGGGAAGGAAAUCAAAGAAGAGGAUGACAAAAAAGAGAAGGAGCGGGAGAGAGAUGACAAAUCUCGCAGGCGCUCGAGAAAGAGGUACAGGAAAGCAAGAGAGAAGAGGAGGUCAAAGAAGAGGAGAAGAGACCGGCAGAAAAACCACUCCCCCUCCAGCUCGGACAGUUCGGACAGCUACGAGUCUGAUCACGAGCGCUCAGAGAGACCCAAGAGCAAGAAGAACCAGGGCCCAUACCGCGAGUACGACAGCACGUUCUCUCAGCAUGGCCAGUCCAGCGGCGGACACGGCAAACUGCAGAGACCCGCCUCGCACAAAAACAGCGACUACGACAAGUUCAGCGACUACAGCGAGGACAAGUACGACUACGAGGGGGAGGACGACGACUUCGCGGACGACGUGGGCCACUAUCGACCGGGCAAGGAGUGCGCCCCACACAGCAAAGGAGGCCCGUCCAAGGAGCCCAUGAAGAGGCCCAACAUGAAGGGCGUGCAGAAGCAGCAGUACCUCGGACCCAAGGGGAGAGGGCGGGGCGGUCUCGGCCGGGGGCGGGGCAUGAUGAACAAGAACAAGAAGCAGAAAGGCAAGAACUGGGGCCGCGGGCGUGGACGGGGCGGCGACCAGGCUGGGGACGGGAUGAAGGAGAACUUUUGGAGGCCCCUGGCCCACACGCGGCUGCUUCUUUCACAGGACGGGAAGGGUCCGCCCCCCUUUCAGAAAAAACGGCCAAUCAUGACACAGGAGUUCAUCAAUCAACACACAGUCGAACACAACGGAAGAUACAUCUGCAAGUAUUUCCUGGAGGGACGAUGCAUCAAAGGGGACCAGUGCAAGUUUGAGCACGACCUAGUCGUACCCGACAAGAAGAAGGAGCUUUGUAAAUUCUACAUCCAGGGGUACUGCAGCAAGGGAGACAACUGCAUCUACAUGCACAGCGAAUACCCCUGCAAGUUCUUUCACACGGGGGCCAAGUGCUUUCAGGGAGAGAAGUGCAAGUUUUCUCACGACCCGCUGAACGACGUGGCCCGGGAACUGCUGGAAAAGGUCCUGAACACGGAGGGCGAGGCCAUGAACGAGGACGAGCAGGAGGUGGAGGAGCUGAGGAAGCAGGGCAUCGCCCCCCUCCCCAAACCGCCCCCCGGGGUGGGACUCCUGCCCACGCCCGGACCCAGCAGCCCGCAGGACGGCAAGAAAAUCCCCUCGCUGUUCGAGAUCGUGGUGCAGCCCACCGUGGACCUGGCACAGAAGAUCGGACUCAGGCCGAAUUUCUACAACAGCUCCUCCCCCACCGACACCCAGUUCCAAGGGAACGGCCCCCCGCCGCAGUUUGGGGGAGGCCCCGAGGACGGGCAGGGCCCAAACAUGAUGCCCCCAGUGCCUAACGGGCCCCCAGUCCCUCCCCCGGGUUCCCCGGGCUCAAUGGGGGGCCCCCCUCUCCCCCACGGCGGGCCGCCCCUCCCCCAGAGCCCGCCGGGGCAGCCCCCGCCGCACGGCUUCCACCAGGGCCCCCCCAUGAACCUCCCACCUCCGGGGCAGCCUCCCGGCUUUCACGGAAAUCUCCACGGGAACCGCCCCCCCCAGCAGAACCAGCAGGGACCCCCGUUCCCGCCCUUGCCAGACAUGCCGAUGCAGCAGAACAUGCCGUACCCCACCGUCCCGCCCAACACCGCCGAGUUCUUUGGGGGUUACUACGGUAACCAGGCCAUGGGCCCUGGAGAAGGCGUUCACCAGGACCAGCUGGCCUUCGGCUGCUCGCAGGACCCCCAGCAGGGGGCCGGCGAGGCGGACGGGGCGGUGCAGGUGCCCGACUUCCUGCCGGCGGUGCAGAAGGCGCUCUUCCUGCGGCUGAGCCAGAAGCAGCAGGAGGGCGAGGCGGCGGGGGACGAGGGAAAAGGGCAGCGCACAGGAAGCAGAGACAAGGAUGAUGCCACUAACUGGUACUCCAGUGAUGAAGAGGAUGGGAACAGCAUGACGGCCAUCCUCCGCUCCCUGAAGAAACAGAACGAAGUCAUGAAGCAGCAGCAGCAGCAGCAGCCGCCUCCCACAAUGCACCAGGCCACACCGCCUGCGGGGCUCUGCGAUCCCCGUCUCCACAAAGACCGGGCCCCGCCCAGCGACCCCCGCAAGGUGGACCCACGGCAACGCGCAGCAGAACUGAGGAAGAGCGCGGAGGCGACCUCUGACCCCAGGCUGGUCCGGGACCCCCGGAAGAUGAGGCCCCCUGAGCCAGGCACCCCAAAACCAGACGGGGGGCACCAUCACCCCCACCCCCACCCUCACCCUCACCCUCAGCACCCCUCGCUCUCCCACAAAGCGCGCAGCACGGAGGACGACGAGGAGGGGGAGCGAGAGCCCCGGGAGAAGGCGGUCAUCAUCCCGCUGGAGCCCCGCCCGGGCGUGGCCCUCAAGGACCCGCGCUGCCAGGUGAAGCAGUUCAGCCACAUCCGCGUGGACAUCAUCCUGUCCCGCCCGGCCUUCGCCCACUCCGUGGUGUGGGCCCCGGAGGACCUCAUCCCCCUGCUCAUCCCCAAACAGGAGCCCUCCAUCAACCUGCCCCUGCCCCCCCUCAUCGCCGACGCCCGGCUCAACCGCACCCUCGGGGGCCCGCUGGUGGAGCCGGCCCCCCCUCCUGUGCCCCCGCUGGACCCGCGCCUGGCCGCGGCGCGCCUCAAAGAGGGCGUGGGCAGGGCGGGGGGGUUCACCGGCAGGAGCCUCGAGCUGAAGCACCCCCCGGAGAAACCCCUGGACCCCCGGAUCAGCCGCUCGGCGAGUCUGGACUCCAAGCCGCCGGCGCUGAGGGAGGCCGGCCCGGGCGGGGCCCUGGACCCCAGGCUCCUGAGAGCCACCACAGGGGGCACCUCCGCCCCCUCCACGCCCGUCAGGGCUGAGCCUGAGAAGCUGCCCCCGUACGCCCCCCGGCUCUCCUCCUCCGGGGGGGGCCUGGAGAGCCCCACUGCCCUUUUAGGGGGGAUCAGCCUGUACGACCCGCGGAACCAGGCCUCUGCGCAGCCCCCCAGGGAGGACGGGGCGGAGGCCCCCAAAAAGCCGGGCAUCCUGAAACAGUCCUCCGCCAAGCCGCCGCUGUCACCGGCGCACACGGGCGGGGCUGCUUCCGACGGCCCCUCGGAGGCCCCCGCGGGGGGGCAGGGGGGCCACGGCCGGCUCCAGCCCCCCUUGGCCCCCGCCCCGCCGCUCCCGGCCCCCGCCGUCCACAACCUGCCCAUCCAGGCGCUGGCGGGGUUGAUACGACCCCCCUACGCUGACCCCCGACAGGCCAAACCGCUGGGGCAGCCGGCAGGGCCCCAGGGGGACGAGGACACAGUGGAGGAGCCCGACGACCGGCCCCUGAAAGACGUGUUCAAGACCUUCGACCCCACAGCCUCACCUUUCUGUCAGUAAAACAACCCUGCAUUUAUUAUUAUUAUUAUUAUUAUUAUUAUUAUUAUUAUUAUUAAUAAUCAACAAAACGUCUGUCACAGACUGUAUGAAUGGUGUGUAAGCCACCUCACCCCACCUAACAUUAUUGACCAGUAUAUAUUUAUUUAUUUCAACUGUAUAUAGAGACGAGGACUGCUACACGGAGAACUUUAAAGAGUAAGUUGUAUAUGCAUUUGUGUGUUGAAUAGGCGGUCACUGACACCCCUGGUCGACACUCAGUGUUGCCAUGACGACUUGCGUUGCAAGUGAUGCGCCUGCUCCUGGCGUGGCAGAUUUAUUUGAACAUGACGCGCUGGCUUGAUCCAGACUCAGUUGGUGUACAGCUAUCAUGGGUGUAAAAUGUAUGUGGUGGGUACAGUAAAAAUUUAUUUUGUCAGUCACAUAGUGUAUCAAAGACAUGCUAUUAUGCUAUUAAAAGUACAGUAUUAAGGGUUUACCUUUUUGUGUAUGUUGAACAAGUAAAAAAAAAAUUAUAGAAACUGCCACUUUUAUAUUACUGUACAGUGUUUAGCUUAUAAUUAGACAGAUGCAUCAAAUCUACCAGAACAAUAAGUACAAAUAUCCUCUUUUAUCUUCUGCACUCCAUUUGUACAACACCAGUACUAUGACACUUUUGCAUUUGUGAUUAUUGCACACCAUGACAAUGAAGAAUGUUGAAACGGUCAGCGCCCUGGUUUGUUUAAUUCAGAUAUUAUGUACAAUACUGUGUUGCUGUAUGGUGCUAUUUCUGUUCAGAGUAAGUGGCAUUUCCCCCCUUUUCCAGUCUCACCUGAUAAGGCACAUUGUAAAUGGCUUCUUUUGUAUGAUAAACACAGUGCUUGUUAUGAAUCUCUUCAUAAAUUUGACUUUUUGUUGUAGGCAACGGUUGUGAAAUCUGAUAAGAAAGAAAACUUAAAACUA
This is a messenger RNA of Anguilla rostrata (American eel), 4843 nucleotides long. Its product is annotated as zinc finger CCCH domain-containing protein 6. NCBI's taxonomy places the organism in Eukaryota, Metazoa, Chordata, Actinopteri, Anguilliformes, Anguillidae. Gene Ontology annotation, molecular function: RNA binding; metal ion binding. The record is from RefSeq and is a predicted model, not a curated record. Gene Ontology annotation, cellular component: nucleus. Bases 359 to 3904 code for a protein of 1181 amino acids. Gene Ontology annotation, biological process: negative regulation of DNA-templated transcription. The transcript is spliced from 12 exons.